Dermacentor silvarum is the source of this 7572-nucleotide messenger RNA. RefSeq lists its product as uncharacterized. NCBI's taxonomy places the organism in Eukaryota, Metazoa, Arthropoda, Arachnida, Ixodida, Ixodidae. The transcript has 5 exons. The record is from RefSeq and is a predicted model, not a curated record. Bases 250 to 1290 code for a protein of 346 amino acids.
CAAAACACAGAACUGUGCCACUGUGGUUUAGUUUUGCUGGCACGUUACCGGGCGUCCUACCGCUAGUUUUAUUGAAAUGACUUUAUUGUGCCGGAAAAUUUUGUGACAGGAUUCCUAAACCUGGUUCAGUAUGUUUGUUGUUUGAUCGGUUGAUUGGCAAGCCGUUUCUGCUUGUGUGCGUUUUGAUCGUCGCUCUUCAUCCUUUCACUCCGGAAAGACUCGCCCGUUCUACAAGGGCUGCCUGCAGCCAUGACGCAGCGGCGGCUUCCGAGCACGACCGCGACUGCCCGCGAUGUAAAAAGUGUUCCAGCCACGGUUGCAGACAAGCAGCUGAUGGGGGAAGAACACUGCAGCCUGCAAGUGGCCUUCGAGGAACUGCAGUGUCACCUAAGACAGUCGCGGGACGAGAUCGCCCGCCUUGAACGUGUCAAGGCAAAGCUUCGCGCUGAAGUCGAGGCAAAAAACAUUAGCCUGGGCUACCUCCAGCAGCAGCUAGACAAACGUGACCAAGAGGCAGAAGACUUGAAAUCAAAGCUCGAGGAGGAGAGCCAACGGAACGCUGACCUUGCACAGCAGCUUGCAGACGCCCAGAAAUCUGGAGGCUUUAGCCCAUAUCCUCUGCCACAGUCCACAAAGAAGCAGCCGUUUCGCUACCCUGUGGAUGUGGGCCUACAGGAUUUGGACCAAGAAGACCCUGCUGUGUGGACAUUGGACGGCAUGUCACAGUUGUUGAUGGUCCGAAUGCAGCAGGAGAUGAAAAGCUUGGAAGAGCUGGGUGGAGAAGUCAUCGAAGAUCUACCGUCAGGCGAUGUGUCGAGGACACCCCUGCUCGGCCACGACCAACCGCGUAAAGAAGCAGCAAAGGGUGGAGAUGAAGACACGAGACAGCAUGACAGCAGUCUGCAAGCUGCAAUGCGGCUUAUUGCCACGCUGACUGCACAGCUUAACACUGCCAGGGAGAAGGUGCUGGGCCAGAGGGCAGCACUGCUCUCUACUCUGGCAAGGCUUAGAGAUAACCAGCCCAAGAGGCAAGGUGAACUUACCAGCCGGCCGGCGUUUAGCGGAUCAAGACCUUCGGAUGAAAGUUUUCGUGUCUACUUCACGCAACAGCUUUCUGCAAGCAGCCCCAAUACUGAAGUGUCCCAAGGCACACUGCCAGAAGAGGAGCUCGAGAGGGUUUGUCCUAUCUGCGAGGUCCUCUUCCCGCGGCGAUUCUCGCAGGACGACUUUGAAGGUCACGUCCUGGAGCACCUUUCAGGGCAUCCACUAGUGCUUGAUCCAGCACAGUAGACCUCGAAAGGAGAGAUUUUCUUGUUAUCAGUGCAUAGAAAUUGUUGGCCAUGUAUGUUGUCUGCUGUGUGUGUGGCGGUUGAGCACGCAGCUAAGCUCAUGUCACACAGGUUCAGCCAGUCAGAAAACAUGUUUAAUUUAACUGUCUGGCACUCAACACUGUGCAUAUAGCCUGCAUGGUUUGAUUUAACGAGGAACACGAAAUAUAUAAGCGUUACAACAAUACCUUGAUUUGUGCAGAUUGGUUGAUCGUGACAGCGUUCAUAUAUAUAAUAGCACUAAGGACGAAGACGAAAAAAAACACAUACGGCAGGACUGGCACCGAUUUUAGCACCAGUCCUGCCGUAUGGGUUCUUUUCAUCCUCAUUCUUAGUGCUGUUAGGUGACCGCUACAAGUGUUGAUUGGAGACAUUGCAUCAUGUGGUGCAUAUAAACUCAAUAUGCACCGUCAGUAUCAAAAGUUUAUCGAACACAUUAUCUGAGAAAACGUAGCGCUGCUGAGCUUGAGUUGACGGGUGCGGCCCCGACCACAGUGGCCGCAUUUCGAUAGGAGCAAAAUGCAAAAACGCUAGUUCUUAGAUUUAGGUGCACGUUAAGAACCCCUCAGGUGGUCAAAAUUAAUCCGGAGUCCCCUGCUACGGCGUGCCUCAUAAACAGAUUAUGGUUUUGGUACGUAAAACCCCAGAAUUUCAUUAAUUUGAAUGUAAGAAAACAUUCAAUUUCAGAGCAGUUUACGACCGUUGCCAGUAAAACUAUACAGCACUAUGUUGUUCACACACUAGUGCAGGUUCAAAAUCCGAAUACCUGUGUACCAAGCCUUGUGCCCAGGCUGCAAAAAUAUUUGCAAUUUUCUCAGAUUGCACAGGCCACAAACUUUUGAUACUGACUUUACAUUAAAUGAACCAUAUAAAGUGGAAGCGUCAUCCCAGAUUUCCAUCUAGUGUUCCCAUUCAAAGAACAGACAAAGCAGAACUGCUGUCAUUGGGCAACAGCUCAACUGAGCUUAAUGAAUUUUACAUUUUACAGCAUUUAAACGAAAAAUACAAAUCUAGUGACUACAUGAAGAGAUGUCAUUAUUUAAUCCUCCUGUUACGUUUUUAAAAAUUGCAAAACCUGUAAAUCGUGUAUAAUUCCUUGGCUGAACAAUGAUAAAUAUCAACUGUUAAGAAACUACAGUUGUCAGAGCAUUUAUAUUUUAAAGCACAUUAAGCAACAUAUGCAGUCCGGUGUUUUACUUCAGUAUCUUCUGCCCACAGUUCAUGUGCUGAGCUUCUCAGAUGGAACUCUGUUCGUUUCACAGUUUCAAAGCGCUUAUUGCAGACAUGAGCCGCAAGCACACUAUUAGACUCCAAGAAAAGAAAGAAGCUGAGUGGAUGCAUCAUCACAGUCAGCUCGGUAGCAGAGCAAAGGUUACAUCCUGCAUGUUGCAGCCAACACAAGUAGUGUAUGCGCGUGCAGUUGCAUUUACAUUUAACGGCUACAUAUUGCCUGUGAGAAUCGUGCAUUGGUACAGAGAAGACUGUAAACGCUGAGCUGAGGCAGUCUGUUUCUGAAAACUAUGACUGCUUGACGUGGCCAUUGCCUUUCGUCUCGCUUCGCUUGCUGUUUGAAAAAGAAAGUGACAAUUUUUUAUUAUUGGCAGUGUUUAAUAAAUUUACUCAAGGGCGUUAAUCAAAAUUAUGCUCCGCCUACUGCAGCGGCUACAUUUCAAGAACGCCGAAAUGCAAAAACACUUGUCUGCAACACUUUGGAUGCGCGUUAAGGAACCAGAGUUGGCCAAAAUUAAUUGGGAGCCCCUCACUACAACAGCUCUCGUAGCCUCUUGUGUUGCUUUGGAUGGUUAACCUCAUCAAUCAUUCAAUCAAUCAAUUGAAAUUAUGCUUCCUAUGACUUUUUCUUUCAUAGUAAGUUUUAUCAGAAUCAGUUUUGUGGUUGCCCAGUGAAAGCAUUUUUGUGUUCCCCUUGUGCUGUUACAUACAAAUUGGUAAACUUUUUUACUAACAAGUCAAUGUUGGUACCAUGAAAAGUAUGUGAGGUUUAUCUGGCUAAUUCCCUCAGUUCCACCCAUUUUUGGAGAUACGAAAUUUUUGCGAAUUUAACGCUAAUGAUUUGUUUGAUCCUUUCAGCAUGCAAACUUCUGAGAAGGGCUCUUUUACAGCACUUGAGUGCGAAAAUUAAAUUUGAGCUUAAGGUGAAGCCUUCUUUCAAAGGACGCGGAUAUAGAAAAAACACAUGCUUGCAGGUCCCAAUAGCAGCUUGUACAGUACAAGCUGUAUACUUAGCGAGUUGCUUCACAUGUCUUCUGGACGUUCUUUUGUAUUUAGGACAUUUACUAGCCAUGACAGAGUGGCAUUAGCCACAGUGUGAAUUUGACAGGGUAAAGGGCUGUGCAAUGGUUGCUGGAUAGCAAUUGCAAGUGAGUGCAGUUGUUAAUUUGUUAGUACAGGCACAGGCGAACGAAAUUCAAUAAUGUAAAUGGCAUGCAUUUGGAAUUUGAGUAUCGUAUGAUGGUGUGAUGUGAAUAAUUUUCGCUAAUCUUUAAAUUACAUGUCCUACUUAUAUCUAUAGUUUGUUACAUCCUGUAGCAUUUACUCUUCACUGGUGCCCAAUAUAUAAGUACUUCCUGCAUAAUCAUGUUUUGUUUCUUGCUGACUGUGCACAUUGACCAAAUAGGCUAUUAUUUAAAUUGGUCCAUCUUUGCCCUGUUCACAUGGUGUAGGCAGAUGCAGAGAGCUGCUCUCUGCAAUGUUGUUCAUGAUGGAAAUACCAUGUGUGUCUAGUACUUUUCUGGCAAACCCAGAACUCUGCCCGGUGCUCAUUGAAUGCUUCGGGAGAGAGUCAGCUUUAUUGCACGGGGCAAAUCUGCAUUAACGUGUUGGUGCUUUCAAUGUCAUUGCAGUGUUUUCACAACAAAGAUGUUCCGCUGUCGAGCAUGUUUGAUGGCUUAUUGCAGUGGCCACAUAUCAUUGGGCACAAGAUGUAAGGAAAAACAAAUCCCUGUAUACUAAGCUUUCAGUGUUGAUUUACGAGCCCCCGGUUGGUGAGGAAUAUUGUGGAGCCUACCACUCUGGUGCCCCUCACAGCUCUCUUUGCAGCUUUGGGACAUAACUACACAAGGUUAUAGCAGGACAAUUUAAUGGCAUUCUGCCAACACAUACAUUGAACAUGGUAAAUUAACUUGGCUUUGGGAUGUAAAACUUCAUCAGUUAAAAAAUUUAUUUUAGUUUUGUGGUAAUGCACACCUGAUAAUGUAAAGAAAUGAAGCCAUUUCCAGCUGUUUUUUUUUUUUUACCUCUGUUUACCACUGAAUCUCCAUACCGUCAUUGAGUUAAGUGUGUUGUCAACAAACGCGUGUACUAGCAAAUUUGCUUUGCAGUAAGUGUUGCUGAAUUUUUCUUCUAACAAUCAACAAAUGACACUAAGUGUCACUUGCUUGAGGUGACACUAAAGGUGCCUGUCUGGAAGGAGUAUUACUCCAUUGCCUCGGUAAAGCUGCCAAAGAGUUGAAAGAAAAAGUGAAAAUGAAACUCAUGAUUGCUAAAAUGUGAUGUCAGGUGCUCUGACAAAGAAGAAAAAGCAACAUUGUGCACAUGCUGACACUUAGUUAUUGACUGGGUCAGGAACUAAGUGCAUCAGGGACUCUAAAUUCAUUACUGAAUAGAGAGAAUGUAAAAUUACUGUGCGUACAACCAGAAUUGCAUCAUUAGACCAACUUGUGCUGUUGACUGGCUGUAAAGUUUCUGGAAAUUUGUUGCUACAUUUACCAGCAGUUUUCCAACAAAAAAUGCUUAAAAAAUGUGCUAGUUACUACCAGCAUGGUGGUUUGACGAUCAUGAGAAUGAGGUAUGCACAAUGGAGUUAACGGGCAAUAUAGUUCCUUCUGGCGUUGCACGUCAACCUUCUUGAGGCUAAUUUGCCAUUACAAAUUUAACUUUAUCUCUGAAUGGUAGCAGUAGGCUGUUUUCAUUUUCCGAUGUUUUCAAUUCUGAUGUUGCCGUAUUCGGCACUGUAAAUAUUCUUGGAUAAGUUGAACUAGCUCUCGCAUUAAAGCAGAUGAAAUAACACAUUACUAUGUUAUCAGCCAAGCCAUAUAUAGUCAAUGUGGUACCCAACAUUCACAUGAUUGUUGAACGCUUGCAUUGUGAGGGUGUCCUUCAGUUAUGUCUAUACAAAACUACAAGGAAGGUUAAGGAGUGCGUAUAGCAUGUUAUGCAAAGUUCUAACAUGUCUGGAAGCUCUGGCACAAGCAUGUGCAAGCAUUAAAUAUUAAAUUGCUAGCCCAGAACAAUAUGCCUGGGCAAUGCCAAAUGGUGAUGGUUCCUUUUUUUUUUUUCUUUCUUUUUUUUUUUCCUCUUGUGGUUCUGGAGUGACUGAAGAGUGCAGGCACUCUUGCAUCUUCCAAAGCCAUUGUAAAUUGCUGUACUUUCAGCCUGCAAGCUGCCUUCACAAUCAUCAUUCACAAUCACUUUUUUGCUUUCACAGUGGAUAUUUUAAUUUUUCAUCCUUCAGCCCCAAACUGUACUUGUAGUGGCAGCUUCUCUGACCCACUUCUCCAGGCAACACUUGACCUGCUUACAGAAGACGAGUAGUGCUUGUCAGAUUUUAGUGAAUGCACUUCAGAAACCGUGCAUUAUUUUGUCGUUUAUUCUUUUCAUUAUCAUGCAUUCUAACGAUUAAAUUUAUUAGUUGGUAAAGGGAAGGUGCCUUAUUCUCUGAGCAAGAUUCCUUGCAUAACAUUGUGGAUAGUAUUGAAUGGCAAACAGUGUAUGCAAUGUGGCUUUCGGAUCUUGCAAAAUUUAGGGAAUUUUCACAGGCCCAAGUGUUAAAAGCUAACCUACAUUACUCACCUUUCCUAUGGGGCAUUGUAUUGCACCACCCAUCUGAAAACAGCGCCUCAAAUGAAAAGGGGAGGGGAUUUGCCUGCAGACUGUUUUAUGAAUUUUCAUUAGGUGCAUUUCUUGUAUGCAUGUCUACCGGGUGCGCAAGGUAUUUGAGGACAUGGCAUUGAAUCACCGUAGACAUUAACAUUCUCAUUCUGUCUAGAUACUUUAUAUUGUCUGCACCAACCCUUCUGUGACCUAUCUAGCACAUUUAUUCCAGGGUAUCAGCUUUCAGUCUGACACUGGAGAUAAAGCAGUACAUUGCCCUAGUCACCUUGCAUGCCAACUUGGAGAUUGUCACCUUCUUGAAUGUCUUGAAAUGGUUUGUUUUCUGGGUGAGACAGUUUGUGGCCAAUUAUCAUAUGAUACAAAGACAAUUAAGCGCUGCCAGUGGUCAUUCUAAUUUCUCCAGCAUGUGGAGGUCAUGACGAGUGAGAACUUUGAAAAGUCUAUUAUGGCCACCGACGAUCAGCUUCAGGUGACAGAAUGAGAAACAAGCUUCCUGUGCAUGAUUUUAUUAGGCACCACUUCUAAGUUAUGGAUUUGCACGAGCCCACAGUGCCUGCACCACCCAAGAACGUCUGGUUGUGAACUUCAGCGACCAUGUCACCCUCAAUAUGGCGUCCUAGUUCCGAAUAUCUAAACCUGUACGCCGCUAUGUAUGGCAGGCGUCACUGAGAGAAAGACUAACAAAACAGCCACGCAAUGAUAAGUACUUGCUAAAGACUGUUAGUGUGGAGGCACUGCCUUAACAUCAACGUGCACUAUCUGAUCCGAAUGUAUAGAUAUUAUCGAAGCUGAAUUCAUUCAGUAACUGUGGCUGAAGAUGGUUUUAUUUAAGUCUUAAUAGAAAAGCAGCAAAAGAAAUGCUGAAAAAUAUUUGGAACGAGUAUACCCAAUCUCAUAUGAAAUUUAUCGAUGCCAUUCCUGAAGUCGUCAUUGUACUCAAAUACCUUGCACACUCGGUAUAUUGUAACACUAAAUAUUUGCAGCAGUGUACAGUAUCUUUUUGUGACCACAUGAAUAAAGGGUCUGUCUGCUGUGUUGAGACCAACAUAAAGACUUGAGAGAUAACUGCAAGUUUUGUGUUUGGAUAUAUUGAUGUAACAUGCCUGAAAGCUGAACAUUACAAAAAUGCUAACUCACCACUUAUCUCGGCAUAUCUGCCUAAUUUUCAUUCAAACACCAACAGUUUACAUUAUAGAACUGCUUGUGCAUUUUGCUCAUUAACAUCUUCGAAUUGUGAGUCGGCAAAAUACUGUCUGAACAGGUUCUUUUUCAGAUGUUUCUCAUUUAAACUUCAAUCUCUUUUUUGUUUUCUUGGAAUGGUAGCAACUGCUGUCAUAAGGGAACAGAAGUGAUUGCUGUUAAUAUCUGCAAUAAAGCAUGUAUAAACAAGCUU